This is a messenger RNA of Varroa destructor (honeybee mite), 4266 nucleotides long. RefSeq names its product very long chain fatty acid elongase 7-like. Lineage: Eukaryota; Metazoa; Arthropoda; Arachnida; Mesostigmata; Varroidae. Gene Ontology annotation, biological process: fatty acid elongation, polyunsaturated fatty acid; very long-chain fatty acid biosynthetic process; sphingolipid biosynthetic process. Gene Ontology annotation, molecular function: fatty acid elongase activity. The record is from RefSeq and is a predicted model, not a curated record. Gene Ontology annotation, cellular component: endoplasmic reticulum membrane.
ACAUAUAGCGGUCGUGAAAAUAUCAAGCUAAUGUUUCGUUACCCUUCCACUGUGGCUAUUUAUGACGGAACGAACUAUUUAUUUAUAUCGUCAGAGCUUAGCUUGUUUUUUUUUUACUUACUAAUGGAUCUCGAGUGGUACACUCAUUUCAUGUAUCCUUAAUAUUUAGUUGUUCCGACCGCGGCCGUUGAAACUUGGCUGAAUGAGAUUCGAUAAUUAACGAACACCUAAAAAAAAUUAUAAUUUUCCUUCGUAAUUCGUUUUACGUUAAGAUUGAAAUCAUGCCCCUGAAAGCUGAUUGCAAUUGUUAUGCCCGUUGUGCAAAAAAUCGCUUGUAUGCCCUCUCACCGCAUCUCCCUUCCCAGAAUAAUCCUCUCCCUGACUGUCUAUUCGCGGAUAUGCUCAUAAUUCGAGUGUUCCAACUGUGAUUUAGAGGAUUCGCUGCUUUGAGUUUUUCUCGACAGAUGUCACUGUUGAGACCCUUCCAAACGGCACACAUUAGUCACGACAAAGACACCGCGUCGAGUGAUUGAGCAGGAUCUUUUCAAAGGCAUUCGCUAUCAGUUGGCACGUCUCGCUUCCCCCAGAAGCACUUAGUUUAUUGGUACCACCAUCGUGGCGGAAUUAGUGUAGCGAGGCAGCUUGACGUAUCUGGCCUCCAACCGAAUUACGCACAUUUUGCACAGCGUCUGCUUAACCCCUUCUAGGUCGUCAGAUUAACCUCGACAUCGUUGGUCGUCUACAAAAAUGGAGAGUCUAGACACUGUACCGCCAUACGUGUUCGAGCGGGAUCCCCGUUUACGGACAUGGAUCUCUGCUCAGCCGUUGUCAUUGGCUAGCAUUGUUGGCGCAUACCUUUACGUUGUGUACAUCUGGGGUCCGCGCUUCAUGCGCGACCGCAAGCCAUAUCAGUUAACCGGCAUCACGCGUACCUACAACCUAUUCCAGAUCAUCGCGUCAACAGCGUUCGCGUUUAAAAUCGCCCAUCAUUUCUACGGCAAAAUGGACCAGCCAUUUUUGUGUUCGCCUCCAGAUAACAGACGAACAGAUGCAUUAACUAUGGAAUUGCUCGAUAUGACAUUUUACUAUUGGUGGUUACGUGUAUUUGAUUUCCUUGAUACGGUAUUCUUCGUUCUGCGGAAAAAGCAACGCCAAAUUACGUUCUUACACGUGUUUCAUCACGUUAUCGUCGUGUGCAUGUCUUGGGCGUCGGCUAUUUACGGCCUAACCAAUCUCGUCAUCUUUACGCUCUGUCUCAACUCAUGCGUGCAUGCCAUUAUGUACACAUACUACUUACUCUCCACACUUGGACCGGCUGUACAGAAGCACCUCUGGUGGAAGAAGCAUCUCACGAAGGUGCAAAUUUUCCAGUUCGUGCUGAUGAUUGCGCAUCUUUCGGUGCCAAUGUUCCGCAACUGCGGCUACCCAUCGUCCGUCAUUUACACCUGGCAGGCCUCGAUCGGAGCCAUUCUUCUGCUUUUCCUAAAUUUCUACAUUCGUUCGUACAACAGCAGCAAUUGCAUUCAGAAAAACGGCAAGGCGCUCAACUCCAGCAGAAACCCAGGUUCUAGCUGCUCCAACUUGCACAGCUCCCAUCUUAAUGGCACAUCGACAACGAUUGCCUCUUCACUCACCGCCGCUGACGAAUCCAUCAAGGAUAAGUAGAUGUCGUAAUAAAUUCAUCGUUAUCAUAUAUACGCAAUUCAUAGUACAAGUAAAAAAAAAAAAAAAAAAUACGCUCUUUCUGGACUGCGGCAGGAUUGCCGGUAGAAAUUAUCAGCAGCGUCUAUUACUGCUGCCCAGUUCAUUUAUUUCUAGCCUCUUAUCCUAACCUGUAAUUGAUUUGAUUGUGCAUUUGUGUAUAUACGUAUGCGACGAUCAUCGCUAAGGAUUAUCGUCAAAUGAGAUGAUUCAGGAUCGAAUCCAUCAGUUAGCUAGCCUCAGUGACCAUUCAAGGAAAUAGAUAAUGGUCUCAGACAUUGCAAAGUAACGAUUAGUUGAAAAUGAUAACAUCCGUUUCUAUAGUCAAAUUGUCAGCCGUAUCAUUACUAUUGACGAUUUCCACCACCUCAUACUUCCGCCAAUUGAAGACAAAAACGAUUAACCACUCCUUCAUUUCCGAGGACGUGAUGCUGCUGUACACGUUCUACGUCAUGUAUGAAGUCGGUACACACGAGUGCCCUCACACCUGGACGCGUCUGUGGUACCCUUGCCGCAUUUUUCCAAUCGCCUAUAAGUAAACCAACGACGAAGGCGGGGUUGGGUAUGGCGAACAGUGUCAGCCCUGAUAACUAUCGCGUUAUAAUCAUCACUGAGCGUGGGGUUACUCGACGAGGAGGGACCAAGCAAUGGGCCUUGUCACAAAGCAAUGAGCCGUGUCAAAAAAAAAGGACAAACCUGCCCGAGAGACCAAGAAGACAACCUCGAAGGAGUCAGUCAGAAUGAAAACUAGAUUAUGAAAGAUACGACUAGAAGAGGCAACGAUUUAGUAUAAAUUCGCUUUCGUAGAAUCCUAAGUAAAAACAGAUUUGGGGAAGCACAAGUCAGAGAAAAAGAAACGAUAAGAUUUAAUUAAAUAUAUAUAUAUAUAUAAUUAUUGAUUAUUAUGAUAAUGACGAGAAACAAAUAGAACAUUGCGCUGGCCGCUUUGUGGCAAAUGGGAAUAGCUUAUGAAAAAGAUGUUAUCUCGGAGGGUCGAUCGGUGAAUGAAAAUGUAAUGCAUUAUAUGAUACAGUGACAAAGUAAAAAGAUAGCAACGAAAUGAAAUUAUUAUCUAUUGACGCAUUGCAGAAAAGGAAGGUGAAACAAUGGAAAAAAGCAACAAGUGGAUAAUAAUAACCGUAAUUAUAAUAAUACUAAUAACAAUAAUAUUAGAGACGAAGGGUUGGAUAGGGUUAGAAGAAUUCUGAAGAGCAGCUGAUUGGAGAAGAUGAAGUAGCCGGCUACGGCGUCCAGGCGUCAGAGAACGAUGGAGUCUAGCUUGCGUGCUAUGUAUAUACGUAAAUAGAUAAACAACAACAGAUGAAAAACAGAUACGACUUAUACAACGAAAGAGCAUUUUAUUUUCAAAAGAUUAAAAACGCAUUGUUUAAAUCUUGUCUUUAUUAUCUAGUUAAUUUUUCGUCUCCUUCGAAUUCGAGUCAUCGCACCGGUUUAUCUUUGCUACAAAGGUUUAGGCCUUAUAGCUGCGUCCCGACAGAUACGAUAGUCUUAAUUCACCAUAACUAAUUGAGGAGCGGGCUCGACGACAAGCCUAUUUUAUUGUACAGCGCGAAACCUAACUAGUGCUUGACAUCCUUCUUCUUCAUUAUUCGGCUUCAAAUAUCCCCAAGCUAAAAGCCAUUCGUUCAUGCUUUAACGGAGAAUGGCCUGACAUCUGACAAAGGCAGACUAACAAACUGUGAACAAAAGAAAUCAGAAAUGGACCAAUGCAAAAAAGAGUAUCGAGGCACUCCUGUCUCGCUUUCGAACGUCAUCAUCUUGUCCGUACCUCAGUCUGUCUCGGCCGCAGCUACAGGCCCUGUGUAUCCUGGAAUCUUCUCAGUCAGUUCUAUUUAGAAGAAUUUAGUACUUAGGGCCAACUGUCACUUCGUAAUCAAACGACAUAAAAUGACCAACUGUAUAAAAUCGUUUGUGUUGAUCACACGUUCCCUGUUCAGCACCGAGUGUCUACCAUAGUUUCUAUGGGCUUCUCUACAUUAAGAUCAUGAUGUGUUUCUAAGGUUUUGUUUUUUAUUUUGAUCACUCCCCCGUUCCUCACAAGAGUCGUUCCAUACCAAACAAUUAUAAUGCGAUUUAUAUAACUGCGGCGACAAAUUAGUUUUAACGUAAAUUAGUUUAGGUCUAUGAUACUGAUGGCUGACAGGUCGCUGUCGACGUAUCGGACUGGGAUGUGACAGUAAAUCACCAAAUAUAAAUCGUGUUUCCCGUAGAGAUGCGUCAACAUAUAUGAUGGUGAAGACGAACCCAACGAAAAUAAGUGACUGUUAUGAGACUAAAAAGCCUAUAUCGAGACUUUGCAGAAUAUAUGACUGUAAUAGCUAAGCGAGGUUAGCUAGGAGAAUUACUAACAGCGAGUAAACUUCGGACUGAAGAAAAUACGAGAAAGAGGAUGCAAAUGAUGAUGAUGAUGAUAACGAGUAUGAACGAAAGAACGCAUGAAAAAGAAACCUGGUGGCAAAAAUGAAAAUGGCUUAAUUCAAGUGUUGGUUAUUUUACUGGUUCUGUGGCGGCGCCAAUAAACCAACUUUGUUUACAUUUUACGCA